Pseudonaja textilis is the source of this 4864-nucleotide messenger RNA. NCBI's taxonomy places the organism in Eukaryota, Metazoa, Chordata, Lepidosauria, Squamata, Elapidae. The record is from RefSeq and is a predicted model, not a curated record.
GGCCAAGCCCAGCCCUUCCUUGCCUGGGGCCUGGCAGCCUCUCCUUCCCCCUCCUCUCCUCCCCCUUCCCCGCAGCUCUCCCCCCUUUCCUCACACGCUCGCUUUCUUCUCCCCUCAAAGGCGCUUCCUCCGCGGCGCGGGUCGGCCGAGAAGGGCCCAGCCGCUUGGGGUUUGCCUCCGCCGAGUUCAAGGUCCAAGAUUUGUUUUCACAUUAACUUGAUAAGACAUAACUAAUUUAUUACAUGGCUGCACUACAAAUUUGAGCAUGAUCUUUGAGAUUCUAUUGCUGGCUGGCACAUGGAGGCUUAUUUCAUUGAUUAAGAAUUGCUGAGGAGCAUUUUGGGGUGGAUUACAUAUUGUGAAGAAUUUGCUGAAUGAACCAAGAUAUAACCAUGCAUAACAAGACUUAAGCAGCCUUUCCUUUUGUGACUUAGAUAUGCUGCUUUUCAGUAGUGCUUUAGUCUUUAAAAUGGUCAUAGCUGCAUGUAUUCUUUGAUCCAUUUCUGAUGAAUGUUACAACCAUGAGUUUACAUCGGCAAAUGGGAUCUGAUAGGGACUUGCAAUCUACUGCUUCCUCUGUAAGCUUGCCUUCAAUUAAAAAGGCACCAAAGAAGAGAAGAAUUUCACUGGGAUCUUUUUUUCGAAAGAAAAGGGAUAUGAAACAUAAAGCCAAGGAUGUAAAUGGUGGUGUCGAUGGGAUUGCAAGUAUUGAAACUAUACACUCAGAAAUAUGUCCAGACAAGAACUCUAUUUUAUCUGCCUAUAUGUCAUCAGACAGUGGAACAGCCAUCUGUAGUAAGCAGACGGGAGACUUCAUAGAAUGUCCCUUGUGCCUUUUGCGGCACUCUAAGGAGAGGUUUCCGGAAAUAAUGACUUGUCACCAUAGAUCUUGUGUGGAUUGCUUGCGUCAGUAUCUCCGGAUAGAAAUCUCAGAGAGCAGAGUUAAUAUCUGCUGUCCAGAAUGCUCUGAGCGAUUUAAUCCCCAUGACAUUCGAUUAAUUUUAAAUGAUGACAUCUUGAUGGAAAAAUAUGAAGAGUUUAUGCUUAGACGGUGGCUUGUCGCGGACCCCGAUUGUAGGUGGUGCCCUGCUCCAGACUGUGGGUAUGCAGUCAUUGCUUUUGGAUGUGCAAGCUGUCCAAAACUUAUGUGUGGGCGUGAAGGCUGUGGAACUGAAUUUUGCUACCACUGUAAGCAGAUUUGGCAUCCUAACCAGACUUGUGAUGCUGCUCGUCACGAAAGAGCACAAAGUCUACGUUUACGAACAAUUCGUUCUUCAUCCAUUAGCUAUAGUCAGGAGUCUGGAGCUGCAGCUGAUGACAUAAAGCCAUGCCCCCGCUGUGCUGCUUAUAUCAUAAAGAUGAACGAUGGAAGUUGCAAUCACAUGACAUGUGCUGUCUGUGGUUGUGAAUUCUGUUGGUUGUGUAUGAAGGAGAUCUCAGACUUGCAUUACUUAAGUCCAUCAGGUUGUACAUUCUGGGGAAAAAAACCAUGGAGUCGGAAGAAGAAAAUUCUUUGGCAACUUGGGACACUUGUAGGUGCACCAGUAGGAAUUGCCUUAAUAGCAGGCAUUGCUAUUCCAGCAAUGAUUAUUGGAAUUCCUGUAUAUGUGGGACGUAAGAUUCAUAAUCGCUAUGAAGGCAAAGACAUGUCAAAGCAUAAGAGGAACUUAGCCAUUGCAGGUGGUGUAACCUUAUCUGUAAUUGUUUCACCAGUUGUAGCUGCAGUCACUGUGGGUAUUGGAGUCCCUAUUAUGCUGGCCUACGUGUAUGGAGUAGUUCCCAUUUCUCUCUGUCGAAGUGGAGGUUGUGGAGUAUCAGCUGGCAAUGGGAAGGGUGUCAGAAUAGAAUUUGAUGAUGAAAAUGAUAUAACUGUGAGUGGAGCAAAUGCAGCAGCAGACACUACAUCAGUAGCAGAGGCACGUCACAAUCCUAGCAUAGGGGAAGAAAGUGUUGGACUGACUGGAAGCCUAAGUGCAAGUGGCAGCCAUAUGGACAGAAUAGGAGUCAUUCGAGACAAUCUGAGUGAGACAGCCAGCACUAUGGCCUUGGCUGGAGCUAGCAUCACAGGAAGUCUGUCAGGAAGUGCAAUGGUCAACUGCUUCAACCGGUUGGAAGUCCAAGCAGAUGUGCAGAAGGAGAGAUGCAGUUUGAGUGGUGAAUCUGGCAGUGUUAGCUUGGGAACAGUGAGUGACAAUGCCAGCACCAAAGCAAUGGCUGGGUCCAUUAUAAAUUCCUAUGUCCCAUUGGACAGAGAUGGUAGCAGCAUGGAGGUACAAGUAGACAUUGAAUCGAAGCCUGCAAAAUUCAGACACAACAGUGGGAGCAGCAGCAUGGAUGAUGGUUGUGCUGCAGGCCGCAGUAAUGCGGGUGGUUCUUCCGCCUGCUUGUCUGAUAACAAAUCAAGUGUCCCCAAGUGGCCCAAAGAAGCAUCAGCAGGGAAAAAGUGCAAAGGAUCAGACUGAUAGGUCUAUCAUUCAGUGAUCAGAAUGGUAUAUCCUGGAGCCAAGCUAGGAAAGAAGCUGCUGCCAUAUUUGGAAAAGCUUGUGUAUGUUCUUCGUUCUUAUGUUCUUACUCUACCUUUGAUGAAAUGGAAGAACACGUGACUUUGUGCUAGCAAGCAUUGAGCCUGAAUUUGUAGCUCUUGAUGUGGAUGUUUUAAGCAAUUAUCCAUCCCAUGCUUUUCAAAGAUAUACAUUAAAACUGCUGUUCUGAAAAUAUCUUGGAAUGGUAAGGUCAUGUUUUGAGACCGAAUACAGGUUUGGCUCCUAACUUAUUCUUGCUUCAAUGCUGUAUUUGAACAGCCAGUAUUUAUAUUUUACAUUAUCUAAAGAAUCUUGUGGUUUGUGGUUGGGGGUGUGCAUACUUUGAAAACAAUUGGGAGGACAGAUCUCAUGUGAGCACAGCAACAUUCUGCAAUUAACAGAGCCAUUCUACUUUCCAGCUUCUCCUGCAGCUAUUGUGAGGAGUCAACAUCAACUUUAACGAAUCAACUCCUUAAAGCAGUGUUUUUCGACUUCAAGAUGCAUGGACUCCAACUUUCAGAAUUCGCCAGCCAGCAUGCUGGGGAAGAGUUCUGGGAGUUCUGGGAGCUGGAAUCCAUGCAGCUUAAAGUUGAUGGUUGAGAAAUGCUGCAUUUUUUUUAAAAAAAGUGAAAUGCUAAAAUUUGGAUAUUCUGAUAUGUAAAUGAAAUUUUUUGUACUGUAAACUAUAUGGAAAAUAUUAUAUUCUCUCUCCUUCUCCGGCAUUCACAGAAAAGAAGCAAAGUUCUGUUCCAACUGAUUAAAAAUGCUAUGUUCACGUACUCAAAUUAGUCCAGCAAAUCAAGGAAUGAGUAAUGGAUCAUGUUGGAUAUUACUGCUUAGUUGUUUCCGAAACCAUUUUUCUCUGGAGUUUGAUACUUUACUGAACUCUGUUUGAAAGAUUUAGGGGUGCUCUUAGGACAAAAAUAUUAUUUUUCAAAGCAAAUCAGGACUUCUUCAGUGAAAUCUCUCCCUGGAAAGCGGAUGUGACAGCUGCAGCAAAGACCAAAGAACCAAUGAGUAGACUGGUUUUUUGGAACCUCUCUAGACAAGGGAAAGAUAGCUUGCCCACAUGUGCUCUGGAAGACUCCUUCCAGGAAACCUCAGGACAGAGUUCCAUAGAUUUCACCAUCAGGAAAUGUUGGGAUUAGCCAACUUGCUCAUACAUGGUGGGGAUUUUGAAAGGAUACUAAGUUUCUAACUUGACUACUAAUAAAAAUUGCCUAUUUAACUAUGUUAAUACCAUUACACAUCUUUGGAAAGACAAGGUUCAUAAGCCACAAUGUUUAAAUAUACGGAACAUCAAAGAUGCAGUGAUUUAAGAGAGACUAUUAUAGCCAAGGCCAAGUAUGAAGUAAUCUUAAUACUCCAUAAUGUGUUUUUAUACUAGAUUAUGAAGUUUCCCACUCUUGCCCUAAAAGAUAAACCGCAAACAGAACUGGUACUAUCAAAUUAAAUUGACCACAUUUGUGAAGCGAAGUUAUAUUUUAAUCCAUAAACACCAAAACUAGUUUUUAUGUUAGACACCAAAUGUUCACCUCAGGAACUGAAUAACCAGUAUCCUACAAAAACAUUUUGGGGCAUUCUGGAAAACAAAGCUGUUAACAAAUAAUAAAAAUAUGCCCAAUAUCUUUCUUUUAAAAUAUUUAUUCAUUACAAGAAUUUUUAUAUCAAUCAGCUGAAUACCUUAUUACAAAAAUUAUUCAAGGGAAACAAUUCAAGUGGAUAAGCUCUUAACAAUUUUUUUUACAGUUUCUAAUCCAAGAAAACAUUUAAUUCAACAUAGUAGAAGUAUCAAAUGUACUUCUGUACUAUUUCCUGUAAUCUAAUUUGGAUUGCAUACUAUUAAUAAAUUAGUUUUUAGUUUAAAAUAUAAUAACUCUAUUGCUUCAAAACAUUUUUUACACAUUUUGCUUCAUCUUUGCUGUUCUGUAGUAAGUCACUUGGCUCGGAGAAAUCUCCCUUUGUAUAUUCAAUGGAAGCAAUUCGGAGAAGAUUCAAAUAUCCCCUGUUGCAACCAGCUGCUAAAAGGUAUACACAUUCAGAACCCUCCAGCAUGUUAUUUCUGUAAGAGGAAGAUGAGAAAUGACUCGGGGGUUUUCUUGAAAGCCAUACUCAACGUAAGCCAGAUGAAUUUGGAACAGCAAAUGAAAGCAAAAUUGAAGUUUACACACACUGUAGUUUGGUAUGCAUAGUGUCCAUUUUUUUCCACAACUGCAAAAACAAAGUGCUAUCACCGUAUUACACUUUCAUAGUCUUUCAACACAUUCCCUCUUAAAAUAAGAUUCAUAAUUCCUUAUUUAAUGGGGCUUAUUCAAAGACAUUUUCAUUGCAGUGUCAGUGGU